This is a messenger RNA of Colossoma macropomum (tambaqui), 6534 nucleotides long. RefSeq names its product PTPRF interacting protein alpha 4 (gene ppfia4). Gene Ontology annotation, biological process: synapse organization. The record is from RefSeq and is a predicted model, not a curated record. NCBI's taxonomy places the organism in Eukaryota, Metazoa, Chordata, Actinopteri, Characiformes, Serrasalmidae. Bases 728 to 4339 code for a protein of 1203 amino acids. The transcript is spliced from 30 exons. Gene Ontology annotation, molecular function: protein binding. Gene Ontology annotation, cellular component: presynaptic active zone.
UAGACCGCUCGCGUGGUGCUGAUGUGAGGAAACUCCGCCGUUUUUGGAGCAUUUAUGCCAUAAACGCCGGUCGGAUAUGACAUUUUCCACUGACUGGAGAGCCGGGAAGCAUCGAGUCCGCGACCUUCGCCUCUCUCUGUGCUGCCGUCGAUGAAAUAUGCGUGCAUUGUUGUGGAGAUAGCGGUGACAGCGGCAGGAAUGAGCUCGUAGAGCGAGAGAGAGAGAAGGCGAGAGGGAGAGAAGGAGGAGUGGUCGGCUCGUCGUGGAGAAGGAAAGAGGGACUGGCAGAGGGAUUUGGAUGCGGCAGACGUGCCUCACGCCGCUAACUGAAAUGUUAUUUGCAACUGGUGGGCGGUAAACCGUAGUAAAAGAGAUCCCAGCGGAGCAGAAGGUCUGCAGAUGUUCCAGGAUCGAGCCACGAAAACGCGUUCGGGUUUGAAGUGAAGCGGAGCGGAGCUGGAGGAACUGGGUGGAGAAGUGGCGGAGUGGAGGCAGACGACAGACAUGGAAUAGCUAAAGGUCGGGGAUUGGAGGCUAAACGCUGGACGCUAGGCUAUGCACGUUCAGAAACAAACAGGAGGGCGCGUUUAGUUGUCAGCAGUUGUCGUUACGAUGCCACGUAAUGCCAUAAGGGCGUGAUGCUCAGAGUUAACUGUGCUAACCGAAGCGUCUGUUCUGACAGGAUUACUUUCCACUGAGACUUUUUUGCGUUGAGCCGUCAGCAAAUAUGAUGUGCGAAGUGAUGCCCACGAUUAACGAGGGGGACUCGGUGAGUUCCCAGAGAGGGUCUCAGAACGGCUCGGACCCGGAGUCCAAUUUCGAGCAGCUGAUGGUCAACAUGCUGGACGAGAGGGACAAGCUUCUGGAAUCUCUGCGCGAGACCCAAGAAGCGCUCCUCCAAUCACAGGCCAAGCUUCAGGACGCGCUGCACGAGAGGGACGCGCUGCAGAGACAGAUCAACUCGGCGCUGCCUCAGGAGUUUGCAACGCUGACCAAGGAGCUGAAUACAUGUCGGGAACAGCUUCUGGAGAAAGAGGAGGAAAUCUCAGAGCUUAAAGCAGAGAGGAAUAACACCAGGCUCCUCCUGGAGCAUUUGGAGUGCUUGGUGUCUCGUCACGAGCGGUCUCUGAGGAUGACUGUGGUGAAGAGGCAGGCUCCUCCGCCCUCUGGAGUCUCUAGUGAAGUGGAGGUGCUGAAGGCUCUGAAGUCCUUAUUUGAGCAUCACAAAGCCCUGGAUGAGAAGGUGCGUGAGCGAUUGCGUGUGGCUCUAGAGAGAGUGACUACACUAGAGGGGCAACUGGCGGCCACUACUCAGGAGCUUGCCAUGGUACGACAAGGAAAGACGGAAGGAAACUCAAUGGACAGAAUGGAUGGCUCCAAGCCAACAUGGAAGAGACUGCCCAACGGCUCUAUAGACGUCCACGAUGAGGCCAGUCGCUGUUUGGAGCUGCAGGAGCUGCUGGACAAGGCUAACAAAGAGCUAGCCACGAGCCGUGAUCGGGCUAACACCCUGAAUGGCCGCGUGGCCGAGCUGGAAGGUGAAUUGGCCAAUGUCCGCAAGGAGCUGCUGAAGAGCGAAGAGCUGAACACCAAACAUCAGAGAGACAUCCGCGAGGCGAUGGCACAGAAGGAGGACAUGGAGGAGCGCAUCACAACGCUGGAGAAGCGCUACCUGGCCGCCCAGCGGGAAACCACCUCCAUCCACGACCUGAACGACAAGCUGGAGAACGAGCUAGCCACCAAGGACUCGCUGCACCGGCAGAGCGAGGAGAAAGUAAGGCACUUGCAGGAGCUGUUGGAGCUGGCUGAGCAGAGGCUGCAGCAGACCAUGAGGAAGGCUGAGACUCUGCCUGAGGUGGAGGCUGAACUCGCUCAGAGAGUAGCUGCACUUACCAAGGCUGAGGAACGUCAUGGCAACAUAGAGGAGCGCCUUCGACAGCUGGAGUCUCAACUGGAGGAGAAGAACCAGGAACUCGGCCGGGCUCGUCAGCGAGAGAAGAUGAAUGAGGAACAUAACAGGCGCCUGUCGGACACAGUGGACCGCCUGCUCACUGAGUCUAAUGAACGACUACAGCUCCACCUGAAGGAACGCAUGGCUGCACUGGAGGACAAGAAUGCACUCAUCCACGACCUGGAGAAUUCCCAGAAACAGCUGGAGGAGUUCCACCACUCCAAGGAGAGGCUGAUAGGGGAGAUAGAGAAGCUUCGGGCAGAGAUUGAUCACCUGAAGAGAAGGAGCGGUGCUUUUGGAGAUGGAACACACCCUCGGUCUCAUGUGGGCAGCACCACAGACCUGCGGUACUCUGUGGUGGAGGGGCAGGGAGAUCAUUACUCCUCAACAGGAGUCAUACGGCGGGCACAGAAAGGACGACUGGCAGCACUCAGGGACGAGCCCACAAAGAUCUUGCCGAUGGUGGAGCAGGACUGGGACCGAUCCCAGCCAGCCAGCCUGCGGGCCAGCCGCUCACACCUGAUGGGCAGCGACACCGAGCUGUCAGACCUGGACGAUGAAGACCGCGAGACCAUCUUUAGCUCAGCAGACAUGCUGUCUCCGAGUGGCCACUCGGAUGCGCAAACGCUGGCCCUCAUGCUGCAGGAGCAACUUGACGCCAUCAAUGAAGAGAUCAGAAUGAUCCAGGUGGAACGGGAGUCUGCGGAGCUCCGGGCGGACGAGAUUGAAAGCCGAGUGAACAGCGGCAGCAUGGACGGGCUCAAUGUGACCCUGAGACCCCACUCCACUAUUCCCACCUCCGUCACCGCCCUCUCCCUGGCCAGCUCCUCGCCUCCUAUCAGCGGACGCUCCACGCCCAAGAUGGCCUCCCGCUCCGCAGCCCACGAGCUGGGCAUCAUGACCCUGCCUAGCGAUUUAAGAAAACACCGCAGGAAAGUUGCUUCUCCAGUGGAGUCUCGCGAGGAUAAAGCCACUAUAAAGUGUGAGAUGUCGCCCCCCUCCUCCCCCCGCAGUCUUAGAUUGGAUCAGAUGAACUUUGCCCAGCUGACCGGAAGCCUGGAGGAUGGACGAGGGGGAAACAAGAAAAAGGGCAUCAAGUCCUCUAUUGGCCGCCUCUUUGGCAAGAAAGACAAGCCUCAGACAAUGAGCAAGGACGGCCAGAUGACCCCACCUGUCAUUCCAGAUUUUGAGAUGAGCAUUGGAGAUACCAUGACCCUGGGCAAGCAGGCCGAGAGAGACCGCAGGAUGAAAAAGAAGCAUGAGCUGCUGGAGGAUGCCAGGAGGAAAGGCCUGCCAUUUGCUCAGUGGGACGGCCCUACAGUGGUCUCCUGGCUUGAGCUAUGGGUGGGGAUGCCGGCGUGGUACGUGGCAGCGUGCCGCGCCAACGUGAAGAGCGGGGCCAUCAUGUCUGCGCUGUCCGACACAGAGAUCCAGAGAGAGAUUGGCAUCAGCAACCCGCUGCAUCGGCUCAAGCUCAGGCUGGCCAUCCAGGAGAUGGUGUCAUUGACCAGUCCCUCUGCACCCCUCACUUCACGCACUUCCUCCGGAAAUGUGUGGGUGACUCACGAGGAGAUGGAGAACAUGGCAGCCUCCACCAAAGCGGAGAACGAGGAGGGGAGCUGGGCACAGACGCUUGCAUAUGGAGAUAUGAAUCACGAGUGGAUUGGGAACGAGUGGCUGCCUAGCCUGGGCUUGCCCCAGUAUCGAAGCUACUUCAUGGAGUGCCUGGUGGACGCUCGCAUGCUGGACCACCUCACUAAGAAGGAUCUCCGCACACAUCUCAAAAUGGUGGAUAGCUUUCACAGAGCCAGUUUACAGUACGGCAUCAUGUGCUUGAAGAGGCUCAACUAUGACAGGAAGGAGCUGGAAAGAAGGAGAGAGGAGUGCCAAAAUGAAAUUAAAGACACUUUGGUGUGGACCAAUGACCAUGUGAUGCACUGGGUGCAGACCAUCGGGCUGAAGGAGUACAGCAAUAACCUGCUGGAGAGUGGCGUACACGGAGCCCUAAUUGCUCUGGACGAAACCUUCGACUUCAGCAGCCUUGCACUCAUCCUGCAGAUACCCAUGCAGAACACCCAGGCCAGGCAGAUCCUGGAACGGGAGUUCAACAAUCUCUUGGCCUUGGGGACUGACAGGCGUCUGGAGGAGAGUGAUGAUAAGUCUUUCCGGAGGUCCCCGUCAUGGAGGAAGCGCUUCAGGCCGCGGGAGGGCCAGGGGCUGGGCAUGAUGCCUGGCUCCAUCGAGACGCUACCUGCUGGCUUCCGCCUCACCACCAUGUCUAUUCCCUCCUCCAUGGCUGUGGUGCCCAAGAAACAGCUGCAGCCUGAAGCUGGACCCCCACCACCUCAGAGACUUGACCCCUCUGUCGUCAGGACUUACUCCUGCUAACUCUGCUUUACUAACUGCACUCAUGCUACCAGUGCAUUCCCACUACCUGUAUGGACACAUGCUUGCGGCCUUUCGAGAGUGAUAUGCCAAAUUUCGGGGGGAAACUUUUGGAGGCUCGAUCUCUCCACCCCCCCCUCCCGAACGAAACCAGUGCUUUCGUGGAAACGGUGCAAUAGGGGAAAAAAACCUGAACUUUGAACUCUUGAACGCACUCGUUGCGUAGCUGCUCUUAAAGGAGAUAUCUUGUCACGUCGGUCACUUCCUAGUAACCCCAAGUUAUUUAGUCCUUGUGCUGGUCGUUUUCAACUGGUGUACUUGGCCCCUAGUCUGUCAGUUCUAGUCUACUUCCUUGGGUGUGUUGAUGGCAAUUUACUAUGUAAGGUUUUCCCCCCCUCCGGUUAUGCAAGGUAUUAAUCAGUGUCUCUUUCUGUAUAUAAAAUGGAUUAUAAUAUGUUUUUUAUAGAAAUAUAUAAAUAUAUAUAUUGGAAUUGUAUAUGGAAAAGACUAUAUCAUUAUUGUAUGAAUACUGAAAAUCUGUCUCAGUUGUGACUGUUUUUGUUUGUUUGAAACUCUCUGUCUGAUAGUGUUAGAUUUGUAGCCACUGUUUUGGAUGUGUUGGUGGAAGUUGCCCUUUUAUGCUGACCUGAGACCAGUUUUUUGCAAUUGCUCUUAGAAUCUGGGCAGGAGGGAGCUGGUCCCAGAUGAAAAUAAAAGGGCUUAUUAUCAGUAGCAUCUAAGUAGGUAUCUGGGGAAGAGUGAGUUUGCGGUCAUCUUAGCAGAGCUCAUCUGCAUUCCGAAAAAAAUGUCCAGGCCUUAAAGGAAUACUCUAAUCUCUAUCUGCCGCAUCUGUAGCUUAUGACUAAUUGCUAUGAGCAAAUGUUUUGAUGUUACCUUACAGAAAACCUCGUCGACAGAUCAUGAGUUUGAUCCCUGGUGAUGCCACAACCAUCUGUGGCCCAUAGUCCAUAAAAAAACAUAAAAAUCUCCCAGCUUGGUAGCAUCGUGUGAUGGGAAACUGAAAAUGAUAAAAAUGAUGAAAAAAAUAAUAAAAACACUCAACACUAGUGUUGUAGUCAAGACCACUAGAGGUGAGUAUGCAAGCCGGACACAUCAAGUCUGAAUCAGUACUUUGUAGUAGUCGAGUCAAGACUGACACAAGACCAAGACCCAAUUAAGAUUUUUUUUAAAUAUAAAAAAAGAAAUUUGUUGUUUAUUUUAUACAUUAUAGCAUUAAAUAAUAUAUAGCCUAAAAUAUUAUUAAUUAUUAUAAUUAUUAUUAAUUAUUAUUAUAGUAUAGUAUUAGUCCAACUUUGCGUCGUAAAUUUUGGAAGCAAAUGAUGGGGAGGUUAUUCUCUGUCGUUUCUUCUCUAAAACUGAACAUAAACCGAACAACACACAUCCAUUUUUAUUAUUAAAUGAGAACAUAGUAAUAAUAACAUUCCAAUCUGCCCUCAGGGAACAUUUGAGUUUUGGAACCAAUGAACAUCAACAAAGAAAUAGUACCCAGUUAAGCCAUCAUGGAAAGACUCUAUCUUAUCCUGAGACAGAGGUAAGACCGUGUCCAAAUGAUGUCGAGGCCGAGAUAAGACAGAGACUGUUACUAAGAACGGACUUGAGUACUACAACACUACUGAAAGGACUUAUAUAACAGCGGCCUAUAGGGUAGGUGCUGCUGCAGAUGCUGGAGUAUUCCUUUAAAGAUCAGGGUAAGUCAGCAGUUUGACAAAGAAGCCCUCCAUAUCAAACAGAAAUUCGCAGGACUAUAUGCGACAGCACAGAAAGCAAUAGCCUUCCGUGUCUUCAUCAUCAAGCCUAGAGUAGUUCAUAAAUGCGCCAAAAAUAUGAAAGUUGCAAACAACAGCCACUAGGAGGUGUGGUCUUAAAUCCAUUCGUUUUUUUUCUUUCUGCAUUAAUCAGUCGAACUGAUGAGAUAUAACAACAACCUGUAGGUUUUUGCUUUGUUUUGUUUUAUAUUUUUUAUGUUCUGUUUGCUUUUUUUACAGACAGUGUUUUAAUUACAUUUCAAGAGAUGUACAAUGUGCCACUGUGGCAGCUAUUUUACUUAUUUCUGUAUAUGUAUGUAAGUAUGUGUAUAUGUACUUUAUGCCAAGUGUAACACUAUAUGCUGAUAUAUUGAGCCUUUUUUGUUUGUUUACUUAAAAAAAGUGCUAUUUAUUAAAACACUAUGAAUUACA